Molecule: messenger RNA, 1168 nt
Organism: Lactuca sativa (garden lettuce)
Lineage: Eukaryota; Viridiplantae; Streptophyta; Magnoliopsida; Asterales; Asteraceae
Product: Mov34/MPN/PAD-1 family protein
Molecular function (GO): protein binding; metallopeptidase activity
Source: RefSeq, a predicted model, not a curated record
AGAAAACCCUGUUGAGUUCGAAUAGAUCUUGGCUUGUUACCAAAGAAAUUCAAAUCCCUUCAUCGGAAGCUAAAACAGAAUGUCAGGAAUGGAACGGCUACAGAGGAUGUUCGCCGGCGCAGGAGGCGCACUAGGUCACCCACCACCGGACUCUCCGACUCUCGAUACAUCGGAGCAAGUUUACAUCUCCUCCCUAGCCCUCCUCAAGAUGCUUAAACACGGAAGAGCGGGAGUUCCUAUGGAAGUCAUGGGCUUGAUGCUUGGGGAAUUCGUCGAUGAAUAUACAGUUCGUGUGGUGGAUGUUUUCGCUAUGCCUCAAAGUGGUACUGGUGUUAGCGUUGAAGCUGUUGAUCAUGUUUUCCAGACCAACAUGCUUGAUAUGCUUAAACAAACUGGCAGACCAGAGAUGGUGGUUGGGUGGUAUCAUUCGCAUCCUGGAUUUGGUUGUUGGUUAUCUGGAGUUGACAUCAAUACUCAACAGAGUUUUGAAGCACUGAAUCAACGCGCAGUUGCAGUAGUGGUGGAUCCAAUUCAAAGUGUGAAAGGAAAAGUUGUAAUCGAUGCUUUCCGUUUAAUCAACCCCCAAACUAUGAUGCUUGGCCAAGAGCCACGCCAAACAACAUCUAAUCUUGGACAUCUUAAUAAACCAUCCAUCCAAGCACUUAUCCAUGGUUUAAACAGGCAUUACUAUUCAAUUGCCAUUAAUUACAGGAAAAAUAAACUCGAGGAGAAGAUGCUCUUGAACCUUCAUAAGAAGAAGUGGACCGAUGGUUUGACUCUCGAACGUUUUGAUACCCAUUCCAAAACCAAUGAGCAGACUGUCCAGGAGAUGUUGGGUUUGGCGGUGAAAUAUAACAAAGCGGUUGAGGAAGAGGACAAAUUGUCACCGGAGAAGCUGGCGAUUGCAAAUGUGGGAAGACAGGAUGCAAAGAAGCAUCUAGAAGAGCAUGUUUCCAAUUUGAUGUCAUCAAAUAUCAUUCAGACAUUGGGGACAAUGCUUGACACUGUUGUGUUCUAGUUCUCUAGAUGAAUCUGUUAUGGGAAAGUGUGUUUUGGUAUACUUGGAAAUGAAUGGAAUGACUUGUUGGAUGGGUUAAGUUGUUUGUUGUGUUGAUGGAUUUUAAUGAACUGAAAUGAAUAUUUCUUUAUUAGAAUGUGUUUUCUUCUA